Molecule: messenger RNA, 1725 nt
Organism: Argentina anserina (silverweed cinquefoil)
Lineage: Eukaryota; Viridiplantae; Streptophyta; Magnoliopsida; Rosales; Rosaceae
Product: epidermis-specific secreted glycoprotein EP1-like
Exons: 1
Coding region: 196-1500 (434 amino acids)
Source: RefSeq, a predicted model, not a curated record
CUUUAAGGCAGAGACUGUUUCCAAGUGUAUAAUUAAGUUGGCUACCUUGUUCAUUGAUGAUUCGUCCCCAAGUUGCUAUACAGAUACAGUAUCAGAGAACUUGUUGGUUGAGUUCUAGAGUUUCAAUGGUCUAAGCCUGUAAGAUAUAAAUAGAGUUUAAACUACGUUACAAACUAAACAGCUUCUACAUUCACCAUGUCCUUGUUCUUUCUAUUCCUUUUCUCACUCUUUGCUUUCGUUGCUCAAGCUCAGAUUCCCGCAAAUGAAACUUUCGAAUAUGUCAAUUCAGGAGAAUUCGGCCCUUAUAUACAAGAAUACGAUGCAUCCUAUCGUGUGUUAGAUCUCUUUACCUCCCCUUUUCAGCUUCUUUUCUACAACACCACUCCCAACGAUUUCACUCUUGCUCUGCGCAUGGGUUUGAGGAGAUCUGAAUCAAGCUAUCAUUGGGUUUGGGAGGCCAACCGGGGAAACCCAGUUGGCGAAAACGCAACCUUCACUCUUGGAACCAAUGGAAACAUUGUCUUGGCCGAUGGUGAUGGUCGGGUGGCUUGGCAAAGCAACACUGCGAACAAAGGGGCGGUACACUUCGAGUUGCUUUCAACCGGAAACAUGGUUCUUUACAACUCAAAGGGCAAGCCUAUUUGGCAAAGCUUCGACUCCCCUACAGACACUCUUGUAGUAGGUCAAUCACUCGGUGCCGGAGCUGCAAGCAAGCUAGUGAGUCGAGCCUCCGAGACUGAAAACAAAGACGGGACUUAUAGCUUGGUGUUGGAGCCAAAAGGUUUAGCUCUGUACUACAACAGCAAGAACUCUCCAAAGCCAUUACUCUACUACACAACCUCGAAAAGGUUUGGUUUACCAAAGGGUUCAUCAUUACACCGCAUUACACUGAACGCUGCUGCGGUAGAAGAGGGUCAUGCUUAUGACCUAUCCUUGGAAUACCAACUGGGAAACUCUACCUCCAGUGGAAAUCUCAUUCUAGCUCGACCAAAAUACAAUAGCACAUCGACAUGCCUUAGGCUUGGAAUUGAUGGAAAUCUCAAUCUUUACACUUACGACAAGAACUUGCGUUAUGGUGCGUGGGAGACGACAUUCACUCUCUUUGAUAAAGAGUCGGGAGUAUCUGAAAACGGGUGCGAAUUGCCAGAGCGAUGUGGGAAGUUCGGUCUCUGUGAGAAUAACCAAUGUGUUGGUUGCCCAUCGUCUAAGGGAAUUCUGGGUUGGAGUGAGAGCUGUGAGCCUGAGAAGCUUACGUCUUGUGGGUCAAAGAGCUUCCGCUACUACAAAAUUGAAGGGGUUGAUCACUUCUUGAGCAAGUACACUAGUGGGGAGGCUUUGAAGGAGCUUGAUUGUUCCAACAAGUGUGCCUUGGAUUGCAAGUGUCUGGGUUUCUUUUACAACAGAGAUGAAUCAAGGUGCUGGAUUGCUCAUGAAUUGAAGACUUUGACCAAAGUUGACAAAUCCAGUCAUGUUGGUUUCAUCAAGGCACCUAAUCGUUGAUCGGUGGCCUCUAUCAUCUGAGGCUUACCUUUAUCUUUUCAUGGUGGGAUAUAUUUACAUCGCAAGCACUUAAAAUUGGAGCAAUAACUAGUGCAUCUUCUGCACAAUUGUUCAGUUUUAUUUUUGAUCAGUGAAUACUGAAUAAGCUACUUUCCUGUAGCGCUUACUGUUAUAUCACAAAACUCUACGCAUUAUAAUUAACCACGUACAUGUUAGUAUUUACUU